Molecule: messenger RNA, 825 nt
Organism: Agrilus planipennis (emerald ash borer)
Lineage: Eukaryota; Metazoa; Arthropoda; Insecta; Coleoptera; Buprestidae
Product: protein max
Exons: 4
Biological process (GO): positive regulation of transcription by RNA polymerase II
Cellular component (GO): RNA polymerase II transcription regulator complex
Molecular function (GO): protein dimerization activity; DNA-binding transcription factor activity
Source: RefSeq, a predicted model, not a curated record
CGGCAGCAAAGUCUCAGGCAGUCGUCAAACAGCCAGUAUUAUUCACAGGCAGAAAAGCGAGCACAUCAUAAUGCCUUGGAAAGGAAAAGAAGAGACCACAUAAAAGAUAGUUUUAGUAGUUUGAGAGAUUCAGUACCUGCUCUUAAUGGGGAAAAAGCUAGUAGGGCCCAAAUUUUAAAAAAAGCCGCUGAAUAUAUACAGUUUAUGAGAAGAAAAAAUAAUGCCCACCAGCAAGACAUUGAGGACCUCAAAAGACAAAACAGUUUACUUGAAGCACAAAUACGAACACUGGAAAAGGCUAAAACAUCAAAUUCUUUUGGAUUGGAAAAUUCUGUUGGAAAGGACAGUAGUUUUAAUGAAUCUGAAUCUGAUACAUCAGACACAGAGAGUUCAUUACCAAGACGACACAAGAAAUUGAAAGUUGGGGCAUACCACUGACUAAUUAUAGCAAUGAUGAAUUAUGUGACACUGAUAAAUUGAUGUCGUAAGUGUUAAAAAUCACUUGAACAAUAUACUUGUACGUUUUUUUUUUAUUACAGAGGGUAAAAUUGUAGGUAAACAGCUUUUCUUUAUGUUAACAUCAACUAGCCAAUUAAAUACAAAAAAUUAUAUUACUCUCAAAAAACGUUAAUUAAGACAUAUAUGUACAUAAUAUUUAAUACAAAACACUUCAUUGCCCUUCUGCAGGAAAGUAUUGUAGAAUAAAUAAUACUAAAUAUUGUAUAUUCUUGUUUAGUGAUAUAUUUUAAAAAUCUCUUCCAUUGUGUUGAAACAAUGUUGUACAAUUAUCUAAAACUUAUUAGUUUAAUAAAUUUUGUUUUUAAA